AUGAAUCUGAAAAAUUCAGUGGGAUGGAUUCUUCUGGUACUCUUUCACUGUGGACUACAGACAGCAGCAGAGAAGGCUGUUGAACUGGCCAAUGUUCACCUGCUUCCACCAGGAGGCUAUAAGAGACUGAUCAACCUUAAUGCGGAAGAGCAUCCAAGAGACUGCAGUGAGAUUUUUAAACAGUCUGAAGAAAAUGCCAGUGAUGGUCUUUAUGUCAUUCAGCCAGCUAAGGAACCCAUUGGUGUGUACUGCAAUAUGCAAGAUGGUGGCUGGACAGUAAUUCAGCAUAUUACUGCAAACAGUACUGUAGACUUUGACAGAACCUGGCAGGACUACAAAUAUGGAUUUGGCUCAGUUAAUGACAACUACUGGCUAGGCAAUGAAUACAUGCAUCAAUUAACUAGCUCUCCAACGCUGUACAAACUUAGAGUUAAACUUGUAGACCUAAAUGCUCAAAUCAAGUGGGGAGAGUAUGAACCAUUCCUUAUUGAAGAUGAAACAUCUCAAUACAGGAUCAGGCUUGGUCUGUAUAAAGGUAAUGCUGGUGAUGCCCUGUGUCAGGAUACAGAAGCCUAUCUCCAUGAUAACCAGAAGUUCACCACAAAAGACAGAGACAAUGACAAUUAUUUCCAAAAUUGCGCUAAGCUAGAGUACAAUGGCAUACCUGGUGGAGGAUGGUGGUAUGAUGCCUGUGCUGGUGCAAAUCUGAAUCGCAGGAAUGUUAUCUACUGGCAACAGGACUGCAACAAAAAUCAUUUGUGCAAGUAUGCUUGGAUGAUGGUCAAACCUGUAGACCAUAGCAAGGUCUGUUCCAAGAUCUGUCCAUUUCAGAAAGUUGAACUGUAA
Molecule: messenger RNA, 846 nt
Organism: Pogona vitticeps (central bearded dragon)
Lineage: Eukaryota; Metazoa; Chordata; Lepidosauria; Squamata; Agamidae
Product: fibrinogen-like protein 1-like protein
Source: RefSeq, a predicted model, not a curated record